Messenger RNA from Vitrella brassicaformis, 1886 nucleotides. The record is from the annotation of a GenBank genome assembly. NCBI's taxonomy places the organism in Eukaryota, Vitrellaceae.
CAGCUUGAGGUCGCUUCGUGAUCGUCGUGAUGUAUUGAUCAUAUCAGCAGUGGGCAGACACAAUGGAGGAGACCGAUCAAUCACCGAACAAGAGGCUGCGGCUGUACUCCCUCGCUUCAUACGUCAUCUGGCUCAUCACUGGCGGCAUCUACAUCUGGCACUACGGCAGAGUCAAGCGGGCGCCGCUGCCCCAUGCCGGCGUCAGAGCUCUCAAGGCACGCAUCGACCACUUCCUCAGCGGCCCUGGACUGCCCGCCCAGAUCUCUAUCUUCCCGGCUUGCGAUGAUGCAGUCACCAUGGCGCGUGGACUUGCCGAGGCGCUGAGAGAUCAUGUCAGCAAGAACGGCACACGGCGAGUGCCGCCGUUGGUGAUUGGUGACGUCGCUGCAGCUGUGUCGGGUGAAUGCAUGAGCCAUAAGGAGGCGCUGGAAGAUGCGAGUGGUCAUGACGAUGCGCUAUGGACACAGUCGGGGGCGGACUCUCUGGUGGCUAACUACUCGGUGCUGGUUCGCAUCGCAUCAGGGGAAGAGGAGCAGCUGCCGGCACUUUACCUGACGCCGGGGACAUCCUGCAUCGUCACUCUUCCUCAGGGAUUUAUCAACAGCCCGCAGUGGAAGGGCGUCACCGACACGCUUCUGGCAGCAUGGUUCACGACGGUUGGAGAGCCAUCUAUCCCCUUAUCUGCGUCCUACACGCUGGCCUUCUGGACGACGACCGACAGCCCGCAACGCAUACGGUGGCCGGGCAGCUUCCACGAGAGUGUGCUGCGGCCUUACCUUAGCCCCUUCCUCUCGCGGCUGUCCACAUGCUACUGGCUGGAGAUGCAGGCGCAGACCAUCUAUCACGCAUCGCUGGGAGAGCAGCCGAAGCCUCAAAGGGAGAAAGGCACGACAAGGGAGAGAGUGGUGGCCUUCAACGACCUCUCCCGGUUCCUGGCUGCGGCCAAUGACUGGACGACCGACGCCGUGCUGACGAGGGGCACACACAAGCCGCCCGUCAUCCUCAACCUGGCGUCGAUGAAGCCCUCGGGGGCCCCUGUGGUCGUCCUGACCCAGUCGGGCGAGCCGCACACGGCCUUCAGUGUGCCGGGCUGGGGCGUCAUGGCCAUCAUGAGCCACCCUGUCCCUGAUGACCAGCUGUCACGCAACGCAACAUGGCGCCGACAAGUGGCUCGCAGUGGAUAUGAGCUGACGGAUACCGAUGCGCGUGAGACGGCCGGCCUGUGGCUGAGCCACUUUCGGAAAUGGCUGGGGUUUCCGAAUGUGACUAACACGACCACCCCCAUCAACAUCGACCACCACUCGCCACCACUGGCCAAGGCGUCGAUGGCCGCCCCAUCCACUAACGGUAUAGCCACGUGGGAGCUGCUGGCUCUCGCCAACACCCUUUUGCAGCUCUUUUUGCGCGAAAUCAGCGAGAACCUGACGGCGGUCGAGUCGCUCAUUAGCAGCCUGCCCGACCUGACAGUCGAGCAGCGCAUCGCAGAAAGCAUCAAUCACAUCCUGCGGAUGGCCACAGACGCUCUGAAUGCCAUCGAGAGGGGCGAGAGGGACCUGGGUCGGCUGCUGGGGGGGAUUCGGAGCGGGUAUCAGGAUAGCGUGGAGACUCUCCAUGACGACUCUAUGAUGGCCGACCUCUACUUCAGCCCCGAGUUCAAAUUUGCGGUUUACUUGCCGAUGCUGGUGCCGAUUGCAGUGCCUGUGCUGCUGACGGCCGGCAAGGAGCUCAUGACGUGGCGGAGGGAGAGGGCAGAGAAGACGACCAAGGUGAAACCCGAAUGAACGUGCGAUGAUGGGUGGCUGCUGUUGCUCUCUGUGUGUCGGUGAGGUAGUGGUGUGUGUAGUACUGUGUACAUAUGUUGCUUGCCGUUUUCGACUCAUCCUAGC